CUAAUCAGGGGAACAGAUUGUAUGACAGUCCCAUCUCAGGUUAUCUUCUUAAAGAAGUCAAGUAAAAUGUGAAGUCACGUUAAGAAACAAGGAGCUUCUUCACUGUAAAUGCUUUUCCAUUCCUGCAGUCUGUAUUUUUUUCUUCGUACUCUGUCAUAAAGAUUGUUGCCUUUGACUGUUUCAUCUCAAAAUGGGACAUUUUAUAUAUACAAUCUGAGCUGGGCUCGAUACUCUUACAAUGAUCCUGCAUUUUUACACAGGUUGUUAAAAGGUCAUUUUAUCACAACAAUUCUUGUUGUCAAUAUCAUCCUCAUAAUGUCAGAACUUUCUUCCCUAUAAUAGCCUUUUUCACUGGUCCAGGAUCUGAUUUUCUGGGCAAUGCCAUCAUCUGUCUACUUCUCCAUUUGUUAGUGAUUUUGGACUACCCAAUACCAAUGCUCAAUCUAUAGCCUUAAUCACCUUAUCCUGCUUGUUUUUUCUUGUACUAAUCGUGAAGUUCAAUGCUCAAAUAAAUGUAGUUGAUAUGUAUCUCCAUGGUUUAUAGAAGUUUAGAAAUUUAAGCUUACCUAUGUGCUAGUUGUUACAAUCAAUUUCCAAUAAUACCCAUCUUAUUCUGAUAGUGGUAUCUCAACUCCCAACGAACUGAAUUACAUUCUGAUGGAAUUCCUACGCUCAACACCUGCAAACCAGUCCAGUCCAGCUGUACACAAAAACAUAUAGGUAAAUACACAUAAAUGUAUGCCUUGACAUAAGAUACAUAUUUCACAUGUGCAUAGAAAUGAGAAGAUGAAAAAGGUAUAAAAAGGAGGAUAAACAUAUCAUACCAAAUCAUUCAGUCCUUGGCCACUACCUGGUCAGUUAGGUUAAGAUUCCUCGAUGGGUUUUUUCAGAAGUGAAUGGUGCUUCUGUGGGCAUGCAUGUGAUGGUACUGGUGGUUCAGAAAAAAUCAGAGGAGGUGUUCUGUCCAACAAAGGAGCAGUUGUAAGCAUAAAUUCCACAGGCACGGGCAUUCUGAUUCAUAGAGCACUGGUACUCACUACUUAUGGGACUCUCCCUUCUAUAACUGCUGCAGAGGACUCAGAGAUCUUGGUGACGAGGAUGGCCUCUUCAGAUUCACAAGUUUACAGAAGAAAACUUGCUCCAGACAGAUUUUUCGUCACAAACUCAGUUCUGGAUCUCACUAUUGUUGCAUGUGAUCCAACUGAAAUUGAAGUUGUCCAGCCUCUCUGUCUGCAGAAUUCUGUUGCUCCUUAUCUUGAUUUUGGAAGUGUUGUUUAUCUUCUUGGAAGACCAGUCACUGAAGGACAAGAGAAUGAUUUGAUGGUUGGAGAUGGUCGAAUCACAGUUGGUACUGAUACACUAAUUAAGUUCUCCACGGAUGGGGUGAUUUGGAGCCCUGGAUCUGCAGGUUUUGACAAUCAUGGUAAUUUGGCAUUCAUCAUUUGUGAUCCAAUGAAGCUCGUUUCUGAAUCUCAGAGGAAAAGGGCUUCUGCUACUACAUUUUGGAGGAAGGACUUACCAAAGCAGUUUGGAAUUCCAGUUCCAGUGAUCCGGCAUUGGUUAAACCAGAAUUGGAAAGGUAACAUUGAGGAGCUUGAUAGACCCCGGAUUCCUGCCAGACUGAAGGCUUACCAGAAGGGGAGGAGCGCAGAGUCUUCUAGUAAUUCAAUAAAACUCAGGACAGCCAACAAGGGAAAUGGAGAGAGUCUAGAGUCCUCGGACAAUUCAGGAAAGCUUAAGGACAUCUUCAAGCAGAUUGGGGAGGAUGAGGAAGUGUCAAGCAGCGAGGUAAGGCCUGAAAAUGCAUUUUUUGAUAGAUUAGGCAGUUCUAGAGAAAUCGAAGUAGAUAAGAACAAUAGCUUGACAUGGUACACACCGCCGAAUGAUCUAUAUUUUGACAAACCAAGACUGCCGGAAGGGAAAAUGGAGAUCCAAAAUGGGUUGACCAAUCACGAGGAGAAAAGGCAGCCCGCGAAGGAUAUUGGGGGUUCUAGCACUCCUGUACUGCAAACGGAAGAAUGCCCGAAUGAUGAAAGAUUCUAUUGUGCAGAUCAGAGUGGGCCUGGAAAUGAGGACGAGUAUCUAGAAGAUAAGAACAUCAUUAUUGCCUGGGAAGGUCAAGAUGCAGAGGGACCCAGUUCUGUGGCACAUUUGAAGGGUCUACAAAAGGUAGAUGAACUGAAUGAGGUGUAUAGAGAAAGUAAUCCUAACCAGAAGGUAAACCUUUCUGUAGCAGAAAUUGAAAUUAAGAAUAAGCACCAGGAGCAUUAUUUCUCGAAUUCUGUAGAGAUUGAGUCUGGAGAAACUAGUUCUGCUCAGACUUGUUUGAUCCGCCAGGAAAAUCCGCAGGGACAUAAGCUGAUGAAUGAAAAAGUCAUUCUUAUGCAGUCAACUGAGAUCCAGAAGGGUAAACACCAGCUUCUGGGAAUGAAGCUCAAGGAUCCCAUGCCAAGCACUCCCAUAAAACUCGGUAAUGUGGAACAAAAGAAUCAUGCCAAGGGGAACAUAUCAAGUGUUCAAGAUGAGUCGGCUGGUCCUUCUCGUGAAUAUAGGAAAGCUUGCAAGAAGGAUGUACUUGACGAUCUAAGUGAAAAGAAACAGAGGAAGGAGAAGUCAUCAUAUAUGAAAGGGAUCUGGAAGAGGACUAUGCCUGAAAGCACACAAUCUAAUAUUUUUAUACAAGAUGAGAAAUAUGGAGACAGAUCCAUUAUCUGCCCACAGUUCAGGGAGCCAAUGCCAAUCAUUUGUAUAAAACCCAAACAUACGGAAGAAAAUAAACAGAAAGAUGAGAAAUCAUUGACCCUGCAAGAGGUCUUCCAGAAAAAAAAUGUCGAAUGCUCAGAAUCCAAUUUUUCUGCUGAACACGAUCAAGGUACGGGGAGCUUAAGGAAUUUGGUAGAGGUUAGAAGGCCCAUUUCAACAAUCCUUACUUCAGAACUGAAGUGUGAAGAAGAACAGAAACAGGCUGAAGAGGGCUCUGCAAUUACACCCAAAGAUAUAGAAGUAAUAGUGGAUGUGGAGCCUUCUCGAGAGUAUCAGGUUGGAGGGUUUGCAGCAAACGGAGCAUGUUCAGAAAAUGGGUCAGAGGACGAUUAUGAAAUCAAGAUGAGUCAUGUUAGCUCUUGGAUUCAGGCAAGCAGUCAAAGAUACACAGACAGUAGUGAUGUUGAGACAUUCUAUUCAGCUGAAACAAGAGAGAGCCGGAAUUAUAGCCCCAGAGAAAGGAGUGAAAAGAAGAACAGUCCACAAGUAAGGCGAAGUCAAAGUACUCUUAGCACUGUGAGAGGAGUUCAGAAUUGGAAUUGCAGUGAGAGGGAUUCGUUGCCAGGAAGAUCGAAAUCUGCAUAUAACUCCCGCAAUAAUCAAGUGCAUCCUUCUUGUAGCAGAAAGAUAAGUGUAAAGAUUCCCUCGUACAGGGGUCCUGAUUACUUUGGACCAACCGUCUCAUCCAUCAUGAAGAAACGGAAUUUGGAUUCAGCCAACAAUAACAAAGGAACCUUUCCACAGAGUUCUCCAAGAUGGAUGUUCUGAUUUGAGAUAUAGCAGUUGCUGCAGCUUAAUCCUGCUGUCCUUGCAGUGAAAGCACAUGAAAUGGCCAAGGAGGCCACUCUUAGGGUACAUGUGCAAAAUGUUAUUUUAGAAGAUGUUGAUGGUUUGGUUGCAAUUUAAGUAACCUUAUAUUCAAGUAAUCUGAGCUAUAGAUCUAUUUGGACGUAGAUAGCAUUGCUGCAAAAUAAGUGGAAUUGCUUAAAAAGGGCAGGCAUAUUAGGUUACAAAUUGGAAAUUUUUUUAGGGUUCACUCUCUGCCCAAAAGGGUCCUAGAAGCUCAAUGCCAAUUUGAAUGUUCAGGGAAAUACUUCCCUUCAAAAUCAAGACAUUGUACUGCUAGAGAGUAAGAACUUAAUCAAUUGGUAAGGUCAAUGUGAAAGCAAUUUUAUUUUUGUUUAUUGUUUUAUGAGAAAAAAUGACUUCUAGAA
Cryptomeria japonica (Japanese cedar) is the source of this 3977-nucleotide messenger RNA. RefSeq lists its product as uncharacterized. The transcript is spliced from 2 exons. The record is from RefSeq and is a predicted model, not a curated record. NCBI's taxonomy places the organism in Eukaryota, Viridiplantae, Streptophyta, Pinopsida, Cupressales, Cupressaceae. The coding region runs from base 877 to 3531 and encodes 884 amino acids.